Messenger RNA from Diabrotica balteata, 1187 nucleotides. The record is from the annotation of a GenBank genome assembly. Lineage: Eukaryota; Metazoa; Arthropoda; Insecta; Coleoptera; Chrysomelidae.
AUUACACACGUGGGUUAAGUAUAAAAUUUGAUUUAAUUUUUCUAAGUUAAAUAAAAUGACUAAAACUCGAGCAGCAGAAGUUUUAUCUUUGGAAAAAUCAAAACAAAAAGAAGUUGUCAAAGAAACAAAACAAAUUAAAAAGAAAAUAAAGGAUGGAACUAUCACAGUUAAAGGUACAAAGAAAGCUCUAAUUUCUGACCAAGAAAAAAAAAGAGGUCUUAUAUUUAUAUCCCACUUGCCCCAUGGUUUCUAUGAAGAUGAACUUAAGAAAUACUUCACACAAUUUGGAAAAGUUAGCAAUGUUAUAGUUUGUAGGUCUGGCAAGACAGGGAACAGCAAAGGGUAUGGCUAUGUUGAGUUUUUGAACCCAGAAGUAGCCAAGAUUGCUGCAGAAACUAUGAACAACUAUUUAAUGUUUAAAAAAAGGAUAACAGCUAAUUUUGUGGCACCUGAAAAGCGACCAAAGGGAUUAUUUAUGGGCAGACCUAACACAAUUACGAGGUAUUCCACGAAAGUUAGGAGGGAAAAACAAUAUCAGGUUAAUAUAAAGUUGAACCCCAAAAAUCAUGCUAAAAGAACAGCAAAUAGACUGACAAAAAUAAAUAAAAAACUGGAGUGGCUUAAAAAUGCUGGAGUAGAAACUUCAUUUACACCUGCAAAUCUAGAAAUUACACAGGAAAACAGUGUGCCUAGGGUCAGUAAUACACAUGAAGAACUUGAAUUUGAUUCAGAUAUAGAGCUCAAGAUACCAGUUAAAAAAUCUAAAAGUGCAGUUACUACUAGUAAAAAUUCGCCAAAAGUACUUUCCAGUAAAGCUAGUAAAUCAAAUAAAAAAUUAAACAAGUCUGUAUUGUCAGAGUCUGAAAAAACUCCAUUAAUUAAAAAAAAAUUAAGUAAACCCAGCAAAACUAAUACAAAAGAAGGAGAUAGUCCACCUGCGGAUAAGAUGAAAAAGAAGAAUAAAUUAUCUAAAGGUAUCACCAAAAAAUCUAAAAAGCCUGAACCAAUUAACACACAAACUGUAAAGAAGAUUGCAAGAGAAUUGAUCAAGAAACGUGGAAGCUCAUUAUUGGGUCUACCUGUAGAAGUGUCUAAUUCUAAAACUAUAAAGAAAAAGCUAUCAAAAAAAUGAUUGUAGGUAAUUAGGAUUUUGUUUUGCAGUCUUAAAAAUAUAUUUUAUGGAAAUA